This is a messenger RNA of Plasmodium malariae, 3159 nucleotides long. It is a transcript of the gene FACT-L, whose product is annotated as FACT complex subunit SPT16, putative. The record is from RefSeq and is a predicted model, not a curated record. The transcript has 3 exons. Gene Ontology annotation, cellular component: FACT complex. NCBI's taxonomy places the organism in Eukaryota, Apicomplexa, Aconoidasida, Haemosporida, Plasmodiidae. The coding region runs from base 1 to 3159 and encodes 1052 amino acids. Gene Ontology annotation, molecular function: nucleosome binding. Gene Ontology annotation, biological process: transcription elongation by RNA polymerase II; positive regulation of transcription elongation by RNA polymerase II.
AUGACCGAGUUAUUAGAUAUUGAAAAUGCCAAGGCAAAGAUAAACCUGGUGUUUUCAUAUUGGAAGAACGGUGAUAGUAAAGAAUUUAGUAAGAGCAAUAUUUUUUGUGUGUUAUCAGGAAAAUCAAGUAAAGAUGAAAAUGCCACGAUACAAGAACAGUUUCAAAUGUGGUUACUAGGAUAUCAAUUAACUGAAACUUUUUUUUUAUUUUUAAAAAAUGAAAAAUUAAUAAUUCUAACAAGUGACAAGAAGAAAAAAUUUUUGCAGCCACUUUUGGAAAAUAUUGAUGUUGUAGAAGUUUUAGAAAGGAAUAAUGACAACAUAGAUAAUUUUGAAAAAAUAAAAAAGACUAUUGAGGAUUCCAAAUCAGAAGAUAUAGCUAUAUUAAAAGAUACCGAUGCAACAGGAAUUUUUUUUGAGUGUUGUUAUGAUUUUAUAAAAAAAUUAAAUAAAUUCGAGUUAGAUGUAAGUAAUAAUAUAAAACAUUUACUAAAUUUUCGUUCAGACUCUGAUAUGAAAAUACAGAAAAAUGGAAGUGAUAUAGCUUGCAUCAUAUUAAAAAGUAUCCUCAUUACAACUAUUGAAAAUGCAUUAGAUAGUGAAGAAUUUGAAAGUCAUGAGAUGAUAAAAGAUAAGGCAUUAAAAUUUCAUGAAAAUAAAAAAUGUAUAAUUAAGUUAAGAGACAAAUUAAAAGUGGAUAUAGAUGAUAUAGAUGUAAUAUAUAGUAAUGUUCAGAGUGGGAAUAAAUUUAUUUUAAACUACAAAAAUAGUAAUGAUAAAAAUUAUUUAUCACAGAAUGAAGGUACAAUACUUGUAGGUAUAGGUAUUAAAUAUAAAGAGUUAUGUUGUAAUAUUACAAGGACACUACUACUCAACGCGAAAAGUCAACAUAAGGAAUUAUAUAAUUUUACUGUAGCUAUUGAAAAGUAUAUUAUAAAAGAAUGUUUGAUUGUUAGUAUGUCCUAUUCAGAUGUAUAUAAAAAGGCAGUAAAUUAUCUAAAAAGUAAUAAAAGAGAGUAUAGCAGUUUAUGUGAUAUCGACUUAGAAGAUUACUUUGUUAAAUGUAUAGGACACGUUAUCGGAUUAGAAUUCAUGGAAAAAGAAUUUCUAAUAACGGAAAACAAUGUAAAUACUGUUAUUGAAAAGAAUACUUCUUAUAAUCUAUCAGUAGGUUUUGAAAAUGUACAUGGAUAUGAUAAAAAUAAUUUUGCAAUUUGGAUUAGUGAUACCAUAUUUAUAAAUGAUAAAGGCGAAGUAACAAUACUAACAGAUGCUAUAAGCAAAGAAAUUAAUACAAUUUCAUACGAAUUGGAGGAUAGUAAAAGCGAUGAUGAAGAUAAAACAGAUGUAAAAAAAGAAAUAAAAAAUGAAGACAAGAAGAAAACCGGUAUAUCAGCUAGUAUAUUAAAUAAUGCAGCAAGUGUUAUCGUUUCGGAUCGUUUAAGAAGAAGAAAUAAAAAUUCAUUAGCACAUAAUAAUGAACAAGAAAUGGAAGAAUUAAAUAGAAGACAAAACGAAUUGAAGGAAAAAAAAAUGAAUGAAAUAAAAUUUCGAUUUUCUAAAGGAACAAGUGAUUAUAAAGAUUUAAGUAAAAAAAAUAUUAAAAAGUUAGAAGACUUGAAAACAUAUAAUGAUGCAGAUUUGCUUCCAAGAGAUUUAAAACCAAAUUUAAUAUGUGUUGAUAACAAACAUGAAUGUAUAUUAUUACCAAUUAACGGAGCGCAUAUUCCUUUUCAUGUAUCUACCAUAAAAAACUUAAGUUCGAAUUAUGAAGAUAACAAUGAUAUCUUUGUAUUACGUAUAAAUUUUCAAGUACCAGGUAAUCAGAGUGUUGUUAAGGGAGAUUUUAAUGCCUUUCCAACAUUACAACAAAAAGAAAUGUAUAUAAAAGAAUUGAUAUUUAAAUCCAAUGAUGAAAAACAUUUGCAAAUAAUAGUGAAACAAGUAAAAGAAUUAAUCAAACAAGUUAAACAGAAAGAAGUAGAGGCAGAUGUAAAUGAUCCCAAACAUGCACAAGACAAAUUAAUUUUAAAUAAAAGUGGAAGGAGAAUAAUACUACGUGAUCUGAUGACUAGGCCUAAUAUAUUUACAGGAAGGAAAAUUCUAGGUACGCUAGAAUUACAUUCUAACGGUUUGAGAUAUUCAGCUAAUUCUAGGGGGAAUACAGAACAUAUAGACAUCCUUUUUGAUGAUAUAAAGUAUGCAUUUUAUCAACCAUGUGAUGGACAGUUAAUCAUACUAAUACAUUUCCAUUUAAAAAGAUAUAUUAUGGUAGGAAAGAAAAAAACUUUGGAUGUUCAAUUUUAUUGUGAAGCAGGUACACAAAUUGAUGAUUUAGAUAGAGCAAAAGCAAGAAAUGUUUAUGACCCAGAUGAAAUGCACGACGAAAUGAAAGAAAGGGAACAAAAAAAUAAAUUAAAUUUAAUUUUUAAAAAUUUUGUACAACAGAUGCAAGAUAUAUCUAAAAUUGAAUUUGAAAUACCUUAUCCAGAAUUAACCUUUUCUGGGGUACCUAAUAAAAGUAAUGUAGAAAUUUUUGUUACUGCUAAUACUAUUAAUCAUCUUGUUGAAUGGCCUCCAUUUAUCUUAUCUGUAGAAGAUAUUGAAAUUGCUUCUCUAGAAAGAGUUCAUCAUGGAUUACGAAACUUCGAUAUGAUUUUUGUUUUUAAAGAUUACACAAAACCAGUUAAAAGAAUUGAUGUUAUUCCUACUGAAUAUAUUGAUACAAUCAAAAAAUGGCUAACUACUAUUGACAUUGUCUAUUAUGAAGGAAAGAAUAACCUACAGUGGGGUAACAUUUUAAAAACAAUUUUGGCUGAUAUUGAUUCUUUUGUCAAUUCGAAGGGUUUCGACGGGUUCCUGGGAGAAGACGACGAGGAAGAUGAGCACUCCGCCGAGGAUGAGGACGAGGACGAUGAGUAUGAAGUCGACGAGUCCGAAUUGAGUGCAGAGGAUGACAGCGAUUACGACGACAGCGAAGAAGAAAGUUUAGCUACUGAGAGUGAUGGAGAAGGGGAGGUAGAAGAAGACUCGGAAGAUGAAGGCCUAUCGUGGGAUGAGCUCGAGGAGAGGGCAAAAAAAGACGACAAAAAACGAUUUGCCUACAAGAGUGAUGACGAUGAGGAAGGAUAUAAUAAAAGGAAGAAGAAGAAGAACUAA